UAUUAAAUUCCAAAAACAAAUUUGUUUACAAUAUUUGUAAAUUACUGUAAGCUCCUCAUUUCAUAGGCUCGAAAAAAAUGCAUUAAAAAAAGAAUAUCAAAAAAAAUUGCCACAUCCGAAAGGAACAAAAAAAGAGUAUUUUAGGGGGUACAAUGAAAACGAAGUUUCCAGCUUCACGUGACAUAUCGGAGAAUGGGCACUAAAAAUUUGGUCAUUUGGAAUUGGAAAGCUCCGCAAUCACGCACAUGCAACAUCUAAGGUUCAUAAUCUGCCACGUCUGCCAAGACAAAGGAUGAUGUAUGGAUGAUGAUGAUGAGCUGCCAUUAGCCAGCUCCAUUCAGCUGAAGCCACCCAACACUGCCAAGCCGCGGCAGCCGCCUAAAGAUUCUGCCGUGCUUUAGAAAACGCACUCCCUACUUUUCUCCACCACGUGUUUCAUUUUCAAACCGUUUGGAUCUUCGGGGCCCACAUGAAAUCCGACGACCUAAAUUCCACAUUCCUAGUCAACUCUUAUCGAUAAACAAACGGUCCACAUCCAACCACGUGUCGUCUUCGAUGCAUUAUUACCCCAUCGAUCCAACGGACCCGAACAACCUCUCUUUUCCUCACUCCCUUCCUCUUUCCCCGGAACCCCUCUUACUUCCGACGAGCAACCACCAUCAUCGUGAAAUCCACAUUCUACCUUUACCAAACCCCCAGAUUCUCUGCUGACUUAUAGAAAAAUUGUCUGGAAUUCGUCUUUUAUUUUUUUUCUUUUAUUUUUUGAUGGCGGAUUCGGACAAUGAAUCGGGGGGACACAACAACAGCGGAGGCAACGCGCACAGCGAAAUGUCAGCGCGUGAACAAGACAGGUUUUUACCGAUUGCAAACGUAAGCAGGAUCAUGAAAAAGGCGUUACCCGCAAACGCUAAGAUCUCCAAAGACGCUAAAGAAACGGUCCAGGAAUGCGUUUCCGAGUUCAUCAGUUUCAUCACCGGUGAAGCCUCCGACAAGUGUCAGCGUGAAAAGCGUAAGACGAUUAACGGCGACGAUUUGCUUUGGGCCAUGACGACGCUUGGUUUCGAAGAGUACGUGGAACCCUUGAAGAUUUAUUUGCAGAAGUAUAGGGAGAUGGAAGGUGAUAAGACCUCUAUGGGAAGGGGAGAAAAAGAUGGCGCCAGUGGUGGUUCCGCCGGCGGCGCUGCUGGCGGAGGGAGUGCUGGUGGAGGUGGACUCGGUUCAGGUGGUGGUGGGUUUAAUGGGGGAGGAGGAGGGAUGUAUGGAGGCAUGAUGAUGAUGGGGCAACAUCAAGGACACGUUUACGGUUCAGGUGCGUUUCAUCAUCAGAUGAGUGCGGCUAAAAGUGGUGCCGCCGCCGCUAGUGGUGGAGCAGGAGGUGGAGCUGCUGUUAAGUCCAAGUAGAUUGCUUGGUAGGGAAUUGUUGAUUGGGUUUUUAAAAUUUAUUAGUAGUAUUUUUAAGCAUUAACAUAAUUUGUUAGGUACCUUCUUUUUUAUUUUUCCUUUUCCAUUUUUUUUCGUGGGAUAUGUAAUUGUCGGCAAGGAGCAGAAGUCAAAAGAAGAAGAAAUGAUGCAUAGUAAAAAGUUGUAACCUCUUAAGAUAAUUAGUAGUACUUCUAAUUUAAUGCAAAGGGGGAGAAAAAAAAGUUGUGUAUGAUAUGGAAAUUACUAAAUUAAUGUAGAGAGUUUGAUUUUUUUUCCUCCAAUUAUUCUGUUACUGUUGAUUUGUGAAAAAACUGCCCUUUUUAGUAGCUUUUUUUUUUUUUCCAGUUUCUUUAACUUGUUUUUAUGUGAGUGCUGGGGUUGCAGAUUUCUAUUGCAGCAUUGGAUUGGAAGUGGAGUUUGAACUGACAGUUUUGAGAGACUCUCUGACAGAUCUAGAAACAAAAGGAAACUUUGUACAUGUUCUUUUACAGGAAAGGAGAGAAAUCUAUUGUGUUUUUGCUCCAUGCUUCCCUCCCAAAUUGUUUUUUGCCAUUUGUGCAUCUUUGCUUAGCUCUGGUUACGAUGGAGAAAGAAAAUAAAGGAGGGGUCAUUCUCAUCUAAAAAUGAGCUAUUUCCCCAUCUACUUUGGCUUUCGAAAUUUCAUUGAUAGGGUCAACUUUUAAGGGCUUGUAUCUUUCUUGGUUAUUGGGCAGCUGAUUUUCUUCUACUCUCUGAUUGUUGCGUGUAAUUAUGAAUGUUGCAUAAUAAUUCAAUAUAAAUGCAUAUGAUGUUGUAAAAGGGAAGCUUCUUUGUGGUCAGGUUUUCCAUUUGUUAAAAGCACCAACAUUCUCAUGCAUUCCAGAUUCCGGAAUCAGGUGGGUAACCUGCAGUUUUGUUUCUUAAACUGUAUAGGAAUCUUUAACUCCUGCAUUUAACCAUUUUCAGGAAAGGUUCCUCUCAAGUAAAUUAAGAACCAACCUUUGCCUUGUUAAUUAAUUCGCCCCCUCAACUCCUUAAAAACAUUGCUCAACCAAGAAAAGAGGAGAAUCUAUUAUCUAGGUUCGGUGGAAGUGGGCAGUGAGGGAGUUUUGAAGGAGCAUUAAUUCAAUGAAGUGGGCAACCAGUAACCUGAAAGCAAU
Molecule: messenger RNA, 2561 nt
Organism: Durio zibethinus
Lineage: Eukaryota; Viridiplantae; Streptophyta; Magnoliopsida; Malvales; Malvaceae
Product: nuclear transcription factor Y subunit B-3-like
Biological process (GO): regulation of transcription by RNA polymerase II
Cellular component (GO): CCAAT-binding factor complex; nucleus
Molecular function (GO): DNA-binding transcription activator activity, RNA polymerase II-specific; RNA polymerase II cis-regulatory region sequence-specific DNA binding; protein heterodimerization activity
Source: RefSeq, a predicted model, not a curated record